Molecule: messenger RNA, 1124 nt
Organism: Acaulospora morrowiae
Lineage: Eukaryota; Fungi; Glomeromycota; Glomeromycetes; Diversisporales; Acaulosporaceae
Source: the annotation of a GenBank genome assembly
AUGUCAAGGAGCAAGAACAGCACUUACUGGUUUAUCUCUGUUCCCGCCGAAGGGGAUAAGACUACAGUUUUUCAAAGUUUGAAGACAAAGUUAUCAGGCCCUUCCGCCGAUUUGGCUGAAGUGAGUCAGUUCAUAGUUCCGGAAUUUAAGAUAGGCACACUUGAUGCCCUCGUCGUUAUCUCUGAUGAACUGGUCAAAUAUGAUCAAUACUUUGAGUCAUCAGCCAUGAAAAUCGUAGAUGUUCUUCGUAGUCUGCUGAAGGGUGAUGUCGAACAAAUCGAGCCUAAUCUGUUGGUUAACGAAGUGAACAUUGAUCAAUACCUAAAGACCUUUCAAUGGGAUGCCAUGAAGUUUCGGGCGGAAAAAUCUCUGCAAGAGAUAGCGCAAACUCUUAAUAAGAAUGUCUCUGAUAUCGACACAGCGAUGAAGUCCAGGCUGGCCAGUUACAGUCAGGCAAAGACCAACCUACAGGUUUUGGAAAGAAAGCAAACGGGAAAUUUGUCCGUCCGAAAUUUGGCUGGUCUAGUUAAAAAAGAACACUUUGUUUUGGAUUCUGAAUACCUGGAAACUUUACUCGUCGCAGUUCCCAGGAACCAGUAUAAAGAGUGGAAUUCGAAAUACGAGACAUUGACUCAAAUGGUCGUACCACGUUCAUCUCAAAAAAUUACGGAGGAUGAUGAGUACGGUUUAUUCACGGUAACCCUUUUCAAAAGAAUUGCCGAAGAUUUUACCCACAAGUGUCGAGAAGAAAAGUUCGUUGCGAGGGAAUUUAAAUACGACGAAAAUGAAAUGAUCAAUCAACGUAGACAACUUGAAGAAGUUGGUGCUACCGAAAAGGAGUUAUGGACUUCGUUAUUGCGAUUUGCCAGCGCAAAUUUUGGUGAGGUCUUUUCCUCAUGGAUCCAUCUCAAAGCUUUGAGAGUCUACGUGGAAUCUGUCCUACGUUAUGGAUUGCCACCGGAUUUCAUGUCAGCAAUAAUAAAACCAAAACACAAGAUGGAGAAAAAAAUAAGAGAGAUACUAAACACACAGUACGGAAAACUUGGAGGGGUAAUGGCUAAACAAGCUAAUAAAGAGGAAAACAUUGAAGAGUUUCAAAGUCUCGUCGAGAAGGAUUAUUAUCC